Vombatus ursinus (common wombat) is the source of this 5281-nucleotide messenger RNA. It is a transcript of the gene WASF3, whose product is annotated as WAS protein family member 3. Gene Ontology annotation, cellular component: cytoskeleton. The coding region runs from base 191 to 1693 and encodes 500 amino acids. The record is from RefSeq and is a predicted model, not a curated record. Lineage: Eukaryota; Metazoa; Chordata; Mammalia; Diprotodontia; Vombatidae. Gene Ontology annotation, molecular function: protein kinase A regulatory subunit binding; Arp2/3 complex binding; actin binding. The transcript has 10 exons. Gene Ontology annotation, biological process: positive regulation of Arp2/3 complex-mediated actin nucleation; actin cytoskeleton organization.
GGUGUGGAUGCGGCGGGCUCCCGGCGGCCGCGGGCUUGGCGGUUGCGAUCAGAGGGGAUGAAGAAGCCGUGGCGGAGCCGUUUUUACAUUAAUUGCCAUCACUGCUAAGAUCUGAGACAAGGCGGUGUUGAUGUUAGCUGAAGAAAAUUUCUGCAGCCCACUGUAUAGCUUGCUUGUACGAUUGUAAACCAUGCCUUUAGUCAAGCGGAACAUUGAACCCAGGCAUCUCUGCCGAGGAGCGCUACCAGAAGGGAUUUCCAGUGAACUGGAAUGUGUAACCAAUAGUACCCUGGCAGCUAUCAUACGACAGUUAAGCAGUCUAAGCAAACAUGCUGAAGACAUAUUUGGUGAGUUGUUUAAUGAGGCCAACAACUUUUACAUCAGAGCAAAUUCUCUUCAAGACAGAAUUGAUCGCCUCGCUGUCAAAGUUACCCAGCUGGAUUCAACAGUGGAAGAGGUAUCACUACAGGAUAUUAACAUGAAGAAAGCGUUCAAAAGCUCUACAAUACAAGACCAGCAGGUGGUUUCCAAGAACAGUAUUCCCAAUCCAGUUUCUGACAUUUACAAUCAGAGUGAUAAGCCACCUCCCCUGAAUAUACUUACACCUUACAGAGAUGAUAAGAAAGAUGGAUUGAAGUUUUAUACUGAUCCUUCCUAUUUCUUUGAUCUCUGGAAAGAGAAAAUGCUACAGGAUACAGAAGACAAAAGGAAAGAGAAAAGAAGACAAAAGAGGGAGAAACACAAGCUGAAUCCUAACAGAAACCAGCAAAUAAAUGUGAGGAAAGUCAGAACAAGAAAAGAAGAGUGGGAGCGAAGGAAAAUGGGUAUUGAGUUCAUGAGUGACGCCAAGAAACUGGAACAGGCAGGGAGCAUGAAAGAGGACAGAAUGCCCAGAGGGUCCCAUGCAUCUGAUGUGACUGAUUAUUCUUAUCCUGCUACUCCAAAUCAUUCUCUUCAUCAGCAGCCAGUGACUCCUUCUUACGUAGCAGGGGACGCACAGCAGUAUGGGGCUACAAAUCAAGCCCUGGAGCACGAGUAUAACAGACCUCCUUCUGCCACGGUCAGGCACAUGACCUUGAACAGACCUCAGCAGCCACCGCCACCCCCACCACAGGCCUCGGAGGGCUCCCAGGCCUCUGCACCUUUGGUGCCAUCGGACUAUGGGAUGCUUCCAGCACAAAUAAUUGAAUAUUACAACCCAUCAGGACCACCACCACCUCCACCGCCUCCCAUGAUUCCUUCAGCACAAACUGCUUUCGUUAGCCCCCUCCAGAUCCCUACACCGUCUUCCUAUCCUCCAUUAGCGACUAGUUCCACAUACACCGCUACUCCUCAUCCACCUUCUGUUGGGCUUGCUGUUACAGCUCCUCCUCCUCCGGGCCCACCACCUCCCCCACCGGGCCCUCCUGUAGCAGGGCCUUCUCUUUCAUCCUCCCCCAUGCAUGGCCCCCCAGGGGCUGAAGCAAAGAGACAAGAACCAGCUCAGCCGGCAAUCAGUGAUGCUCGUAGCGAUCUUCUUGCCGCCAUUCGGAUGGGAAUUCAGCUGAAAAAGGUGCAAGAACAGCGAGAACAAGAAGCGAAACGUGAGCCUGUGGGAAAUGACGUGGCGACGAUCCUCUCCAGACGUAUCGCUGUGGAGUACAGCGAUUCUGAUGACGACUCGGAGUUUGAUGAUAAUGACUGGUCAGACUGAGGCUCCCUUCAUUAGCACACCACAUGGGGCAGCUAAUUGAAAUUGAUGACACCGUUGGCCCACAAGCAAGGCAGUGUGUUGAAAAUUUGUAGUGGCCUCAGUGCUCACGUAAUGCUAUUAUAACAUCGGAGCUUAGCAACUUUUGUAUUAAUAAUGUGAUUACGCUUUCUGCACAUCCAAAAAUUCCAGGCUUUUUUUUCUCUCAGUAUUUACUGUGUAAUAUUUAAGUGCCACUAAACAUAGCAAAUCAUGUGCUUCACACAAGAAAAUAUGCUGUUGUUGUUGCACUUUUAUGGAGCAAGCCUUUUGUUUCCCUCCUGGCCAGGGAAGGAGUUUUAUUUCAUGUUCAUUGUUCAGUAUGACUCUGCUGACUUGAAUUCUAUUUGUGAAGCUGCCUAGUUGUGAGAUUGUUGCAAAAUUCACAGCUUCAUGUCAGAGUGACUGUCUUCAGAUCGGUCAGACAAUUUGUUGCUUUGCUUUUAGUGUAUGCUUCUGAAUUUGGCGCAAGGGGAGAAAAAUUACCAAGUGAACAGAAACAAAAUCUCUUAACAUGCUUGUGUGCUUAAUUUCUUGGUUUAGUAGCCUGUGUGUGAACUUGAAUGUUUUCUCCCGGAAUACGAUUUCCUCUGCAUACUCUUCCACUGUUCCUCAGAAAUCACCAGGAACUGUACAUUUCAAAGGCCCAUCAUUAAGAGGGAUUCCACAAUGAUUUUCCCUCACCCUGUGGGCACUCAGUGAAUGCAGUUCAUGAUCUUUACAAAGGACUCCAGAACCUCGAUUCUGGUAAUAGUGAAAGAGGGAGACUUUCUACUUGGGGGGUUGCCAAUGGAUGUCUGUUGAGUUUUGACAGUGGUUAAUUAAUGGUACCUCUUCAGAGAUUGCCUAAGAUCAUUUGAGAAUCUUGAGUUUUUAGUGAAUGAAUCACAAAAAAACAGGUCUAAGAAGCCAGAGUUUAUAUAAAACUUACAAUUAGUAUAUUCCCACUUUUAGUGGUUCUGUCUAGAGGCAGAGAUAAACCACACUGUUGGUAUCCUGGAAGCACACAAUUUCUAAUGCAGUUAGCUUUGGGCACAUAAAGCAGAAAUGUACCUCACUAAGUUUUCUUCAUCAUCUUCGUAGAUGGAGCAUCUCACUAAACUCCCCACUUCAUCAUCCCAUUUACUUUUCUCCUCUUCUGGCUACCAUUUAUAUUUGUUUAGGCUUAAGAUCCACAGAGACCAAUGUUCCACCUUGAAAUGAUCCUUAGGAAAUCCAUCCAUUAGAGCUUCUGUUUUUUAAUUCUGGGUGAACAGUAACCACUUAUUUAAUCUAAGUUAAUUCCCCAUGCCCUGAUUAUAGUUUGUGAGACUACUGACUCACACUCUGCUCAUAUUAAAAAAAAAGUAAGACUGUAAAAUUUUAAGAUAUACCUAGACGUACACAUGUGUGUCUAUAUGUAUAUAUACAUACUUAUGUAUAUAUAAAAUGUGUCAUACCAGACUAACCCUAUAUAUAUUUUGUGAGGGUCUAGAACUGUGUUUUUAGUAGUAUAAGGGAUUUCUGCUAAGGAAAUUACCUCUAUCAAUUUAGAUCAGUCAACUAUUCUGCAAUUUAUGGCUUUAGAGAGUUGUUUGGGGCACUUAGUUGGGUAAGUCACUUUCCUGAGGUCACAGAGACAGUAUGUGUCAGAAGUGAGACUUAAGCCCAGGUCUUCCUGACCCUAAGGCCAUCUUUCUAUCUAGUAUUUCAUGCUGCCUCUAAAAUACUUACAACAUUUAAAAUGAACUCUUGAGUCUUUUGACGGCUACUGAUAAUUGUACUGAAAGGAAAAAGACUGAAUUACAUACACACACAAAUACGCAUGUACACACACAGAGUUCACAAUAAAAAGGUAAACAGGAACAUUAAUGAAUGAAUCUGAUCAUCUUUCAGACUUGAGAUAUUAGCCCUCUGGCCUAAGGUAUGUACAUAUGAUAGGAAGAUAGAUAGUUACCUUGGGGCCCAUGGGUGUAGUCUCAUAAUGCCAUUGCUUUGGGUUUUGAUGAGCACAAACAUUCAGACUCUUAGCAAUUUGGUAUUUGUCUCCUUUAUAGGAUUAUAGUAGACCCUUGUACCUGUUCAUUUGGGUCUCCUUAAUAAUACUUGACUAGAUGUUAACUCCUUGGCUUUCUAUACUUAGAGUUUAUUCUAAAAAGUGGGGAUUCUUAGUUUUUAUUAUUUCCUUUCCCUGUCCUCCUUCUGAAUAGAGUUGGUUGUUAAUUAAUGAAUUUUAAAAUUCUCUCUGUGUUGAAGUCUCUUCUGCUGUAUUAAUUCCUGGGGCAUUUCAGAGGGGUGGGGUGGGAGAGGGAAUCUUUCUUAUCUGAUUAGGAUUAUAAUCUUUGUACCAGAAGAAAUCUAUGUAAUUCUAGGCCUAUUAUUUGGUAAAUUUCCUUGUUUCCUAAGAACCUUCUGUUCUCAGGAGGAAAAGGGCACAUUACAAUACCUCCCCCAGCCCCCAGCCCAUUCAUGGUUUUUCUCUUCUUUCUAUUUAUAUCUUAUCACUACAAAAAAUCAAAAUUGGUCCCCCCAUAAUUAUCCACAUGCUUAAUUAUUAGCUGUCUACUUAUAGUGUAAUCCACAAGUUAUUUUCAUCCUCCUGAAUUUGUUACUACAGUAUUUAAAAAAAGAUUUUGCUCUGAUCUAUUUGUGCUUCUUUUAAAAGGAUAUUGUUAGGUGGUUUAAUUCUAGGUUGUGUUGAGGUAUUUUCUUCACAAAAAAUGUUUCAUUCUAAAAUCUCAUUCCAGAUUGCCAUUUCAACUUCAUGCUAAUACAAGGAAAAAGGAAGUUCUUUUAAAUUUUCAUUUCCUUUGUCCAAAUUAAAGUAAAGUAGAGUGAGGGCAUGGAGAAGGAGCUCAUGACAAGUAAAUUUUGUUUCUAAUAUUUUAACUUUUUCGAAGUUAAACAAUAUAUAGUAACUUGGGUCACUGGACAAAAAAUUGUUUAUAAUCAGUAUCUCAGACUGUUAACUUUUGAUUUGUCUUUAAUUGUUUAAGUUGUUAUAAGGUCAUUAACCUGUUGUAAUUGUACAUUGGAUAGUAUUAGUUUUAGACAAAAGGGAUGGAAAUUAUGAAGUAAUUGAAUGUGAAAAGUUACCACAGAUACCUAGUUAAAUAACUCAAAUAGCAAGAAAGCAAUUGACUUUGCAGUAUCAUCCCAAGGCAACCCAUGAAUAGGAAGGCUUGGCACAUAUUGUUAUUAUCAUUUUCUAAGAAAAGAUCAUGCUAGAGAAUUCCAUACUUUUAAGUGAACUAUGCUAAUAGUUACUUUUUAUUUCAGUGAAAUUUAUAACACCAGAAACUUUAUGAGCACCUCACUGAUGUGUUGUGAAAAUUUUGUACUUAUUUGCAUCUGUUGUUAAUGAUAAACUUAAAAUAAGUCAUAUAUUGUAACCCGUUAACGACUAGUGGGAUGUACACCAGAGUAGCCAAGAAUUUUUUUUUCCCUAAAAUUGGAGUAUUUUGUCAUCUCCUUUCAGUAUUUUGCCACAAUUAUUGUAAAUUGAAUUAAAGUAGUAUAAACAGACUUACUCUUAUUAGACCAUUUUUAUCUGUUUGUAUAUCUUAAUAUAGA